GGGGGGACAAGACCAUUUUCUACAUACAUCACACAUUCACCUAUAUUGGGCACACGAUUUUAAUCUCGGAUUAUUAUUGAUUAUCUCUUAUUUUGAAAAGAACGCUAGCAAGCUAGGUGGCUGCGGACUGGCAAAGUAACAGUAUUCCAUCAAUGAUACCUCUCUGAAGAGCGGGCGGGAGGUGGGGCCGUGGCCCAUUUCACUUCCUUAAUCCAUGAACUCCAUCACGAAACGGACGGACGACGGUGGAAACGUUUCUCAAGUUUUUCCUUAGGAUAUAUUUAUUUAAUUGAAACGACUUUUGGUGACCAUGGCUGCUCUUUCAGCCUGGUUUUGGAACGAGAGAUUUUGGCUCCCACAUAAUGUGACUUGGGCGGACCUUGCAGACCCAGCGCCCGGGGUGGAGUAUCCUAAAGCCAGUCACUUGCUCUCUGCUUUACCGCUGGCUUUGGGGAUCUUUGCGGUCAGAAUACUAUUUGAGAGGUUCAUAGCCAGACCAUGUGCCUUCCUCUUGCAUAUCCACGCGACCUCAGUCCACUGGCGAGCCACACCCAACCCUGUCCUGGAGAAGGUGUUUACAUCCAUCACAAAGUGCCCAGACUGGCGACAUCUGGAUGGGUUAUCUAAGCAGCUGGACUGGGAUGUGAGGAAGGUUCAGCAAUGGUUCAGACACAGACGCAACCAGGACAAACCCAGCGUACUCACCAAGUUCUGUGAGAGCAUGUGGAGGUCUACAUUUUAUCUGUGCAUAUUUACCUAUGGCAUUCGUUUUCUAUGGCAGUGCCCAUGGAUGUGGGAUACACACCACUGCUGGUACAACUACCCCUACCAGGUCCUGACCCCAGGCCUGUACCACUACUAUGUGACUGAGCUGGGCUUCUACUGGUCCCUCAUGUUCUCUCAGUUUACUGACAUCAAACGCAAGGACUUUCCCAUCAUGUUCAUCCAUCACCUAGCAACAGUGAGCCUGAUCAGUUUCUCCUACGCUAACAACAUGCUACGUGUCGGGAGCCUGGUGAUGUGUGUCCACGAUGCAUCAGACUUCAUACUGGAGGCAGCCAAGCUGGCCAACUACGCCAAGUACCAGCGCUUGUGUGACUUCCUGUUUGUUCUGUUUGCAGUAGUCUUCUUCAUCACACGGCUCGUCAUCUACCCUCUACGGAUCCUGAACACAACGUUGUUUGAGAGCUGGGAGAUCAUUGGUCCAUACCCUUCCUGGUGGCUCUUCAACUCCCUACUGCUGGUGCUACAGGUGCUGCACGUCAUCUGGUCCUACCUCAUAGCCGGGAUCGCCUACAAAGCCUUGGUUCGAGGAAAGGUGUCUAAGGAUGACCGCAGUGACGUGGAGAGCAGCUCGGAGGAGGAGGCUGACACCAACAGAACCAAUGACAGGGGGGUUAAAAUGGCUUUCUCUCCUAAGGCAGAGAACGACACCAAUGGCACCAACGGCUACGCCGUCACCACUAAAAGCUGGCCACAGAUACGCACCAGCAGCAGAACUAACAAUGAUCGAUGACUAUGACAGCAUACGAUGGAUGAAUAGACACACUACUGUGACCCAUAGAAUCAAAACUGAUGAAAUGAAGAGAGAGAAAAAAAAGUGCAUUCCCUGAUGUCAAGUGAAUGGGUCUGUAGAUAUUUGCGGUACCUUAUGAACAUAGAAUGUUUGCUUGUAAUUCCAUUUGUUUAAUGUGAUGCUGCAGUUUGCCUGAGAUUCUCUUCUGUCCGUUUUAUUGGUCCGGUGGACUUGAGUUACUACUGUGUAUUUUAAGAAGUAAUUGUUCAGUUACUUUGUUUCUGGUCAGUUCUGUUCACUCUUUGUCUUAUUAAUAUGAGACCAAUGUUUAUUGAAUGUUUAACGUUUUUUUAAAUGUCUUUGGUAUAAAAAAAAAUGCAUAUGAAUUUAAAUGUGAAGAAGUCAACAGAAUCCUCUUCAGUGGAGAUCAUCCAUAGAUGUGGUGUGUAUUAGGGCUAAUAUGUGAGUGUUGAGUACAGAGACAAAAAUAGAUGUUUAUUUGUGUAA
Messenger RNA from Oncorhynchus tshawytscha (Chinook salmon), 2023 nucleotides. It is a transcript of the gene cers5, whose product is annotated as ceramide synthase 5. Gene Ontology annotation, biological process: ceramide biosynthetic process. The record is from RefSeq and is a predicted model, not a curated record. NCBI's taxonomy places the organism in Eukaryota, Metazoa, Chordata, Actinopteri, Salmoniformes, Salmonidae. Gene Ontology annotation, molecular function: sphingosine N-acyltransferase activity; DNA binding. The transcript is spliced from 11 exons. The coding region runs from base 311 to 1516 and encodes 401 amino acids. Gene Ontology annotation, cellular component: membrane.